CCCAGUCGCCUCUCCUCUCCUCUCCCCUCCCAUUACUCCGAUCCCCAAAUCGGCAAACCCUAGAAGAGAUCAGGAAUCACAAUGUUGGAUCAGUGGCUGCCAUCGACUUUGGCCUCCAUAUUUGGCUGGUUCACGCCCACCGUCCUCUUCGUCCUUGUCAACAUCGUCAUCGGCACCAUCGCCAUCGCCUCCAAGUUCUCCUCCCACCACCACCACCACCACCACCACAACCACAACCAGGCGUCCGCCCCGGCGCUCGAUGAGGUCGCGGCAGCCUAUCCCGGGGGCUACCUCUUCCGCUCCCUUUCCCGUUCCCCAUCCCUCGUCCUCGACCGCCUCCGCUCCUUCAACCUCAACCGCCACGUCGUCGAGCUCUCCCCUCCCCUCGAGGAGGACCAGGCGCCGCAUUUGGGCGCCAAGGAGAAGGAGGAAGAGGCGGACGACGAGCACCAGCUGCAUCUGGAUCGGAGCCAGUCCGACGCGCAUCCGACGGGCGGGGAGAUGCCGCCGAAGCUGGCGGUGAGAAUAAAGAAGUCGGCCAGCGAGAAGUCGCCGUUCGCACACUUCGAGGAGACGGAGAUCGAGAAUGCAGCUGCAGCCUCGAGAGAGGCCGCCGAUCAGGUGGAAAACGACGGCGUCGGGGGCGGCGAGGUGGACGCGCGGGCGGACGACUUCAUUAACCGGUUCCGGCAGCAACUGAAGCUGCAGCGCCUGGACUCAAUCUUAAGGUACAAGGAGAUGCUUGGCCGUGGAUCCACCUAGAGAACAAGAUUACUACUAGAAUGAGUACUAGAAUUAGCGUCUGUCAAUUUCGUUGUGCGUCCUGUUGCUCAGAACGUCCUUGCGAUGCAUUAGUUUUAGGUUUGUCUGAUGCAUUUGGUAUUUUUAUUUCUAGUGUCGUUUGUUAUUAUUGUUAUUAUUAUUAUCAAAAGUUUUUGUGCUUCA
Messenger RNA from Zingiber officinale, 945 nucleotides. RefSeq names its product pathogen-associated molecular patterns-induced protein A70-like. The transcript has a single exon. The coding region runs from base 82 to 762 and encodes 226 amino acids. NCBI's taxonomy places the organism in Eukaryota, Viridiplantae, Streptophyta, Magnoliopsida, Zingiberales, Zingiberaceae. The record is from RefSeq and is a predicted model, not a curated record.